GUUUUAUCUUUUGAAAAAUAAUGGAAAUCGUAAGCGGGAGUGACUUAAAGGAAGACAAACCGAUGAUUGCCGAUCAAACCGGACCGGACAAAGUGGAUUUAGACCAGCAGCCCUCCCCACCGCCGAUGCUACCUGCGUACGGUCUGCAGUCUAUGUUCGAGACAAUCGACUAUCUGAUCGUACAGGACGGCUAUCAGUGUGCGGCCUGUCCAACGGACAGGCGCCGUAGCUUCCCAGACAUGCCCGAACUGCGUCGCCACAUGGUGAAGCACGUCAACGGAGGUCGCAGCACGGGCCGACAUGCGGAAAUUCGAUGCAACCACUGCAACCGGACGUUCGAGCGGGUUGAUGAACUGCGCAAACAUCUUCUGGAGGCACUGAACAGCGAGUACGGACAGUCGAAAAAAGCGGACGCCGGAGAAGACGAGGAAGAGGAUAUCAAACGACACAUUGCCAGUGAAACACCGGUUAAUUACAUCAUCAAAAAUGGCUGUCUGACUUGUUCGGUUUGCGAUGCCGAGUUCGGAGUGCCAACGCGGUGGAACAAAGAAAAAUUUAAAAUGCACGUCGGGAAGGAACACUGGAAAACUCCCGCCUACCGGUGCGACGAAUGCGGUCGGCGGUUUACCGAGGCGGGAACGCUGGAGAAGCACAUGAAGCAACACGUGGAAUUGAUGGAUGUCGGGUGGAUGGGAGCAGAACCAUCCACCUCCAGUGGAACAAAAACCGAGCGUGAUCUCAAUUCGGAUUCAGACGAUGCUUUGGACUCUAAAUUGUUCGACGAGAGCAUGAAGGUUGCUGUUGAACUCCAGCUGGAUGAAUUGCCUCCACCGGAAGUACAAAUAAAGGUGGAAUUAGAAGACGAACAGAACCCGUUACUGGUCGAGGAUACCAAAUUGGAAGAUUUAAAAAGUUCUAUUCAAUCGGACGUGGCUUCCGGUUCCAGUUCCUCCAGUUCGGAAUCCAACGACUCCAACGAGGAGCACAUCAAAAAGCGAAAGAAACCCAAAGUAAAGCCAAAAUCAAAACAUCGUAGGAAAAAACCGAAGGUCGAAUGUCGAGAGAUUCCCGACUCACAGGAAGGAUCCAUAAUUUUAGCGUGCAACCUAUGCGACGAAGGUUUCCUGUUGCAAAAACUGCUCGACCGCCACAUGGUGCAGAAACAUGACGAACGUGAGCGCCCGUUCAACUGUUCAUAUUGCGCCAAAACAUACAUGACCAACGGUAACCUGCAGGAACACAUUCGAAUGGUACACACGGGAGUUAAGUUCCCCUGUAAGGAGUGUGGCGUUGAGCUGUCAACCAAAAGUUCCUGGAAGCGUCACAUGAAGGGACACACGGAAGAAGGAUUCUGUUGCCACCUUUGCACGGAAAAGUUCUCCUCCCAUUCGGUACUGGCUAAGCACAUCCGACGAGUUCACGAUAAAGUAGCAAACCACUUUAUUUGCCUGGACUGCGGAAACACGUACGAUACCAAUGCAGCCCUCCGCGAACACAGGAUCUCCCACACUGACGAAAGACGUUGGGAAUGCACGGAAUGCGGUAUGAAAUUUAAACGCAACCACAACCUGAUAAACCACCGCAAAAUUCACUUAGUCGAGAAGAAAGUAGUCAAAUUAAAGUGCCAAGACUGUGACGAGGAAUUUCCCUCGAAAUCGGCUCUAGCUAGUCACCGGUCCAUACACGGAAAGUUUUGCUGUCGGUUGUGCUCCCGAACCUUCGAUUCUAUAGCCGAUUUGCUGCAGCACCGCCGAGAGGAGCACAAAGACAGCGUAAAGGACACGGCAGUCAAUUGCCGAACCUGCCAUAAACGUUUUCCUGACCAGGAAGAACUACUAAAACAUCGUGAGGAAGAACAUCCCCUGGAAGUUCCGCUGGUGUGUGAAGUCUGCAAAGCUACUUUCAUCUCAACGGUUGCCUUACGGGCCCACCAACGUGAGCACAAUCGAGUGAUUCUGUACAAUUGUCCAAACUGUCCGGAAACGUACAACUCCCAGCUGCUGCUGGAAACGCACAUCAAGGAACUGCAUGCCGAUUGCAAAAAUCACGUGUGCGAUCUCUGUGGCAGCGGUUAUCCAACGCGAAAACAACUUGUCUCCCAUUUGGGCAGACAUCGUAAUCCCAACAGAAAGAAGGCAUCCAACAUACCGGGACAUUACAUGUGUGACAUUUGCGGAAAGGAAUUCAACUUCCGCGUGACGCUAAAGCGUCACGUAAUCAACUUCCAUGAUAAUGAUCGAAAAUUUCAGUGUCAAGUAUGCGAAAAGAUUCUGCUGUCGUCCGAAGGACUAAAGCUGCACCUCAGAGGUCAUUCGGAAGAUCAACUGGUAAUGUGCGAACUGUGCGGCAAAGGGUUCUCCCAGCCGUACCGGCUGCGUGAGCACAUGACCCGCCACGCACGCGAAUCCAACGAGCAACGCUGUCGCAUCUGCAAUCGGGCUUUUCGCGACCCAGCCAAACUAGAACUGCACCUCAAGUCGCACAGCGGCGAAACGGAGUUUUGCUGUACCCCGUGCCAUCGAUACUUCGCAACCGAGCGGCACUAUCGGUUGCACGUCAAACGAAUGCACGAAUCGGAAGCAGCCUGUCCGAUUUGCGACAAACUUUUCCCCACGGAGCGCAAAAUGAAAAGCCACGCCCGAAUACACGACAAUCCGCACAUGUUCGAGUGUCCCAAGUGCUACGCCUGCAUCAAGGAAAAGAAACACUUCGAUCGGCACAUGAAACAGCACGAGAACGAAGGCGUUCGGCUGCCGUGCGCCUACUGUCCGCUGACAUUUUCGAUGCCCAAAACCCGACGCAUCCAUGAGGCACGUUUGCAUAAGGACGAACAAAAGGAUGAUUCGGUGAUGAUGGGAAUGACGCCGACGGCACCACCACCUGCGGUGGAUGCUAUAACCAUAAGUCCGAAGCAUGAAUCGGUAGGCGGUGUCACUCCAUCAAAUUUGGGUUAUGUUGGCAUUCCAGGCUUGAGGGAAGAUGAAGUAAGUGUUGGUUAG
This is a messenger RNA of Sabethes cyaneus, 2999 nucleotides long. RefSeq names its product zinc finger protein 665-like. The coding region runs from base 21 to 2999 and encodes 992 amino acids. The transcript has 5 exons. The record is from RefSeq and is a predicted model, not a curated record. Lineage: Eukaryota; Metazoa; Arthropoda; Insecta; Diptera; Culicidae.